This is a messenger RNA of Rotaria sp. Silwood2, 2366 nucleotides long. The record is from the annotation of a GenBank genome assembly. NCBI's taxonomy places the organism in Eukaryota, Metazoa, Rotifera, Eurotatoria, Philodinida, Philodinidae.
AUGAUAGGUAUUCAACGACCUCUUGCAAUGAUUUAUGAUUGUACAAAAAGUAUCUAUAUUCCACGUGCUACCAGUAGCCCUUCUUUAAAUCGUUCGACAUUAUGGCAUUUUACUCCUGAAAAUCGCAUUCAAAUUGGUAGUCAUAUUACUGGUGGAGACAUAUUUGGUACAGUACCAGAAGAUCAAAUUAUUCAACAUCGAUUAAUGCUUCAUCCAAAAGCAAAAGGAACUGUGACUUAUAUUGCACCGGAAGGCAAUUAUACCCUUGAAGAUGUUAUUCUUGAAACUGAAUUCAAUGGAGAAAAAAGUGAACAUACAAUGCUUCAAAUAUGGCCAAUUCGACAGAUGCGACCGGUGACUGAAAAACUUGUCCCUAAUCAUCCAUUAUUAAUGGGUCAACGUGUUUUAGAUUCAUUAUUUCCAUGUGUUCAAGGUGGUACAAUAGCUAUUCCCGGUGCUUUUGGUUGUGGAAAAGGAAGUAUUACUCAAUCAUUAGCAAAAUAUUCUAAUAGUGAUGCCAUGAUUUAUGUUGGAUGUGGAGAACGUGGAAAUGAAAUGGCUGAAGUUUUACAAGAUUUUCCACAAUUAAAAAUGGAAAUAGAAGGAAAAGAGGUAUCAAUUAUGGAACGAACAACAUUAAUAGCCAAUACAACCAAUAUGCCUGUCGCGGCACGUGAAGCUUCCAUUUAUACAGGUGUAACAAUGUCGGAAUAUUUUCGUGAUAUGGGUUACAAUAUUAUGCUGAUGGCUGAUUCGACCUCACGUUGGGUCGAAGCUUUACGUGAAAUUUCUAUUGGUUUAGCUGAAAUGCCCGGUGGUUAUCCAACUUAUCUCGGUUCACGUUUAGCUUCAUUUUAUGACCGUGCUGGUCGUGUUCGAUGUUUAGGUAAUCCAGAACGUGAAGGUUCUGUGAGCAUUGUUGGAACAUUUUCUCCUCCCGGUGGUGAUUUCACUGAUCCAUUAGCAGCAAUAACAUUAAGUACUGUUCAAGUAUUUUGGGCUUUAGAUAAGAAAUUAGCACAACGUAAACAUUUUCCAUCGGUCAAUUGGUUUAUGUCAUAUAGUAAAUAUGCACAUAUUCUUGAUGAUUAUUAUGAGAAAAAUUUUCCUGAAUUUGUUCCAUUACGCACGAAGUGUAAAGAAAUAUUAGAAAAAGAAAAAACACUUUCUAAUCUUGUUCAAUUAGUGGGAAAAUCAUCAUUACCUGAAACAGAUCAAAUUACAUUGGAAGUUGCUCCUAUUCCCGGUGCUUUUGGUUGUGGAAAAGGAAGUAUUACUCAAUCAUUAGCAAAAUAUUCUAAUAGUGAUGCCAUGAUUUAUGUUGGAUGUGGAGAACGUGGAAAUGAAAUGGUUGAAGUUUUACAAGAUUUUCCACAAUUAAAAAUGGAAAUAGAAGGAAAAGAGGUAUCAAUUAUGGAACGAACAACAUUAAUAGCCAAUACAACCAAUAUGCCUGUCGCUGCAGGUGAAGCUUCCAUUUAUACAGGUGUAACAAUAUCGGAAUAUUUUCGUGAUAUGGGUUACAAUGUUAUGCUGAUGGCUGAUUCGACCUCACGUUGGGUCGAAACUUUACGUGAAAUUUCAAUUGGUUUAGCUGAAAUGCCCGCUGGCUAUCCACCUUAUCUCGGUUCACGUUUAGCUUCAUUUUAUGACCGUGCUGGUCGUGUUCGAUGUUUAGGUAAUUCAGAACGUGAAGGUUCUGUGAGCAUUGUUGUAACAUUUUCUCGUCCCGGUGGUGAUUUCACUGAUCCACUAGCAGCAGUAACAUUAAGUAUUGUUCAAGUAUUUUGGGCUUUAGAUAAGAAAUUAGCACAACGUAAACAUUUUCCAUCGGUCAAUUGGUUUAUUUCACAUAGUAAAUAUGCACAUAUUCUUCAUAAUUAUUAUAGGUCUGGGUGUGUGGGUGUGGGUGUGUGGCUAUGGGUGUGGUUAUGGGUGUGGGUGUGGUUGUGGGUGUGGUUAUGGGUGUGGGUGUGGUUGUGGGUGGGUGUGUGCGGGUGUGAGUGGGCAUGGGUGUGGAUGUCGGUGGAUCUGAGAUGUCAGGAUCCAUUCACCUAAACCCACACCCACACCGACACCCACACCGACACCCACACCCACACCCACACCCACACCCACCCACACCCACACCUACACCCACACCCACACCCACACCCACACCCACACCCACACCCACACCCUACACAUCCGCCCACACUCAAUCCGCACCCCUCCCCCCAGGCACUCACACCCACAUCCAUACUCUGAAAAAAAAGGAGGUUUGCAGAACCCCUCAAAAAGGUUCUGUAGAUUUCUAAAAGCAUCCAAAUGUGUCCAAAGUCUCAAAAAACGGAUAAAAAAUUCGACAGAACCUUUUGAGGGUUCUG